UUAUCCAUUUGUUUUGUUCUAUAUAGUCUACCACACAUUAUAAAUCGCGGGUUUCUUCACGGCCAAUGCCAGUCGUAACUUGCAUCUAAACCGUAUCACUAACAUUUUCGUCAGCAACAUGGUGCAAAAUAGUAAAAGAAACGAUCGGACACCGUCAGUUGUGCCUGAAGUAGUAAUUACCGAACAACCAGAUUCCAACGUUGGAGAACAUGAGAUUAUAUCUAGGGAACCAUCGCGUGAACGCAGCUCUCGAUCGGUAUCAAUUUCACGUUUAAAAGCAGGGGAUCCCUUGAGAAAAGAAAUGAUGUUUGUUCGAGAAAAGUCACCAUUUGAAAUUGGAGAAAACCGUGACGUUCAAUUGGCAUCAUCUAAAGCUAUUAUUGAUAAAGCCCUCAUUAUGGAUGUAUCUGGAGGAAUAACAAAGGUUGACGAGUAUGUGUCAUUAUUUUUCUCACCAGGAUGUGUAAUAGAUGCAGCUGUUUGUGAAGAUAUUUCUACUCAGCAGACUAUUGAAAUAGUUGUGGUUGAAGAAGAAGAUGAAAAACCUGAAGUUGUGAUCACGCCAUUAAUUUUAGAUGAGGUUCUAGAGGAAGCACAGCAACCAGAAGUGGCGAAAGAAGAGGAGAACAAAAUAUAUUUGAUAAGCGCUACCGAAGAUCAGCAUUCAACAGAAAGUACUGAAACACAAAAUACCAAUGAAGCUGUAAUAGAAGAAAGCAAAGUCGAAAGUGUAAUUGAAGUAAUUGAUCAAAAACAUACCAUAAACGAAAAUUCCCUAUUAGAAGAUGUGCCCAUUGAUAAAACUUCAGAAGAAGAUGAAGAAGAAGAAGAAGACGAAGAGGAAGACGAAGAAGAAGAAGAAGAAGAAGAAGAAGAGACAGAAUCUUCAUCAGAUGAAUCGUAUGAAGAAUUAGUUGACCCUUCGCUAUGGCGUGCUUAUAAUCCAGAUGGUGACGAUCCUACCGCAUGGUUUUACAAGCCACCUGAAGAGAUAACUCCAGAGCUCACGGAAAAAGAGAAAGAUGAGGAAUUCAGAAGAGCUCGACUAGCAAAACGAAUUCCUAUUUUUCUAACUAACCUAACCGACCGAGCAGGUCCUUACGGGUCAGAAAUCAAACUGCAGUGUUCAGUAGAAGGCCUGGAAACCACAUGCAAAUGGUUAAAAAAUGAUCAGUUAGUUGAGAGAACAUCGAAACUACAAACAACGGUAGUUGAUGGAUUAUAUACACUAAUAUUAAAAGAUGUACAAAAAUCAGAUGAAGGAGUCUACACCAUCAUUGCGAAAAAUAGAGGUGGUGAAGUCAGCUCCUCUGCUAGGGUAAAAUUAUACGAAGAUCCUAGAGAUCGAGUGGAACUUCCUACAAUCAUCAAAAUAAGAGAUUACUACCACCAUGCCUUGAAUGAUCUAAUAAUUGAGUGCCAAAUUAUGUCCAAACCAAGCUGGUGUAUACCUGAAGUGACUUGGUUAAAGGGAGAAGAUCCCGUUACUUUAGAUAAUAGAGUUCGUGCUUCAUAUGAGGGUAACGAAAUAUUUCAAUUAAAUAUAUACAAUCCAACAGCAGACGAUAGUGGACUGUACACGUGUAUAGCACAGAACUCAUCAGGAGAACGAGUGAUUUCACAUGAAGUCGAUUUUACUGCUAAGGUGCACUACAUUCAUCUUCCUGGUAUGCACCAUGCCGAUAAAAAGAUUCUAACAGAGGAAGAGCUCUUAGAAAAGCAGGAACAGGAAGCGAAACUAGCUCAAGAGCAUGCAACUGCCCGUGGUACAUCACGGGCUGAACCUCCUGCUGAGCCUUACAAGGAGGAAUCGUAUGUUAUCAGAGAUUCAAAAAAUAAAUUAACAUGGGCCGGCCAACUACAUAAUAUAACAGCUCAGAAAGGCCAAACAGUUAAAAUGAUUUGUUCUGUCAACGGCAACCAAGCAAUAAUUAAAUGGCAGAAAAAUAAAAAAGCUAUUGAUUACAACGAUCGCGUAAAACUACUUAACAGCGGUGUAAUAGGACAGAUCGUAAUCAAUAACGUGACAAAUAAAGAUGCCGGUGAAUACGUCUGCUCAGCUAAAAACAACUACAAUGAAAUUCAAACUACGUGCGUUUUGAAGGUGAUUCAGUUAGUAACAGCGGAAACAUCACCACCAACAUUCACCAAAGCUAUCAAAGAAUUCUACGACUCAAGAGCUAAUGAUCUUGUUCUGGAAACACAAGUUCACGGUGUACCUAAUCCAGAAAUUCAAUGGUACAAGAAUGAGGAAAAAAUUACUUAUGAUGACAAAUUGAUGCUGAACCGUGAACCAAACGGGAAGUACCAGUUGCGCAUACAUAAACCUCAUUUGGAGGAUUGUGGUUUAUAUGAAUGUCGCGCUAAUAAUAGUGAUGGCCAAAGUAAAGUUAAACACGAAGUAAACUUCAACUCAAAUGAGCAAUUCGUUCAUGCACAUCGUGUUGAACACGCCGAACGAUUUAAAAGGCAACACGAAGAGGAACUAGCAUUUAGUUUACCCCUAAAUAUAUCACAGGAAACAUCACCACCGGUCAAUGAAGACGACAGUGUCUACAGUGUGACAAACGAAGAGAAUCAAGAUUCUACUGCAAAGGAUAUAGAACAAGAAAAGGGUGAUACCAUAGAUGCCCAAUCUACUGAUAAAGAAGUUGUAAAGGAACCUGAACCUCCAAAAUCAAAACCGGUCUACAAACCUAAAAUAAUGCCCAGGCGAAGGUUUGAUGAUGGUCCAUCAGAACCAUUCAUCAUAAGGGAUUCUAAAAAGAAGCUUACAUGGGAAACUAAACUUAAAAACCUUCCUGCACAAGAAGGCGGAACCCUUAAACUUGUAUGCAUUGUUGCUGGGCCGCAACCUCAAUACAAGUGGAUGAAAAAUGGAAAACCAUUAGUAUGGAGUAAGGAUUUAGUAAAUGCAACUAAAGCCGAGUUUGGUUGCAUCAAAAUCAACCAUGUGACUUUAUCAGACGCAGGAGAAUACACGGCGCAAGCUAAGAACGCAGACAGUGAAAUAGAGUGUUCUUGUAAAGUUACUGUAUUUUCAAGCACCAAAGAAGUACAAACUAAACCUACAUUUACAAGAAUAACAGACUACUAUGACAUUCGAGUGAACGAUCUUAUACUAGAAGUCCACGUUCGAGGAACUCCCACUCCUACUUUGUUAUGGGAAAGAGACGGAAGAGAGUUCAAGAAUGGAAUUGAUAAAGUAAUAAUAUCUCGCGAGAAAGAUGGAGUCUACAAAUUAAGUAUUCAUGAUCCCGUUAAACUUGAUGGCGGCCAUUGGGUAAUUACAGCCAAAAACGAAGCUGGUGAAGAAAAAGUUAAACACCAAGUGAUAUUCAAAGGAAAAGAACAUUUUCAGCAUGUUGCUGGUAUUUAUCAUGCUGACCCUAAAUUAAUACGCGAUGAAAAUGACGAAUACUUAUUGCCGGGAAGAUCUAGGUCAGCGUCACGUGCUGCUUCAGUUUUAUCGAUCAAAUCUCAACCAAGAGAGCCUUCUAUACCCAUCACUGAAGAAGCUUUGAAUGCAGCAUUUACUGAAGAAAUUAUUGAAGCUAUAGAAGAAAAUGCGGAAGUUCAAGCUGAGAAAGCUAAAAAAAACACACAGAAAAGAGAAUGGCGUAAAAAGUUGUCCACCCUGUACAGUACCGAAUCAAGGCCAAUACCCGAGGAACUUACGAAACCCAAGCCACUCGACUUGAAGCAAAAGCUGUACUUUGAAGCUCAAUUGAAGAACAUGACUAUAGCUGAAGGAAGUUCUGUCAAAUUGGUAUGCUCAUGUGUUGGACCAUCCCCUACGAUCAAAUGGUUUAAAAAUAACAUACCGGUAUCAUAUUCGAAAACCUUGAAGAAUAACUCAAAACUUGGCGUUGGUGCUAUUCACUUCACAACUACUACUGUUAGCGAUUCAGGCACAUACAAAUGUGUUGCUAGCAAUAAUUUUGGAGAAGUAGAGACAUCCUGCCUGUUGUCCAUAUAUCCCGUACUCGGAAAACAAUAUGAAGCACCAACAUUUGUUAAAAAUGUUAGAGAAUAUUACGACAUCCAGAUUAAUGAUUUGAUACUUGAAGUCCAAGUCCGCGGAAAUCCACCUCCUACCAUUAAGUGGUUCAGAGAUGGAAUUGAACUAGACGAUACGGAAGGCGAGAAAUUUUUCCAACUUAGAGAACCACAAGGCAUUCACAAACUUACAAUACAUGACCCUCAAAUAAAGGAUCAAGGUCGCUACAUGUGUGAAGCCGUGAAUUUAGCUGGAAAGGAUUCUAUCAAGCAUGAACUCAGGAAAUUUAAUAAAGACGAUUAUACCCAUGUGUACGGCAUUUCACAUCAUGAUCCCAGAGUAAUGAAACACGGCGUAUACGAAGAGCCACAAGAAGUGGUUGAACGGGAGCAUAGAGAAGUUAUAUUUUUAGAAGAUGGAACAUAUUAUAUGCGUGGUCAAACACCUGAGCAUCUCUGGGAAUUUGAAACUGACACAAGUGCAGAAAGUGAAUAUGAACCGUAUGAGCCAACAACUGAAGAUGAGAAACAGGAAAACGAAAAAAAUGAAGAAGAAGAUGAAGAAGAAGAAGAAGAAGAAGGAAUCGAAAAAGAAGUCAAAGAUGAAAAGGAUGAAGACAAAACAAAAGAAUCUAGUAAAAAAGAGACAGAUAUAGAGGAAGCUGAGACUGACGAUAAGGCUGAUGCUGACGAUGAAGAUGAAGAAGAAUUAUCAGAACAACCAGAACCUGCCCCUGUAAUUAAACGUGGACCAAAGAUCAAAAAGAUGAGAAAGAAGAAUGUAUACAAACAAAAACAGUCGAUUGAGCCUACACUUUUAGAACAGCAGCAUUUAAUUCCUGAACAAUCACCAGUAUCAGAGACUAUUCAAAGUAAGGAAGAAGUAAAAACCGUUCCUCAUGACGCACAACCAAUAGAACCAAUAUCUAAAGAAGAACAAGUCCCUAUAGAGGAAGCAAAUGCACAACAAACAGAAACCGAUCCAGUACAAGCUAAUUUAGCAAAGGAUAAAGAUACUCUUAGAAAAGAACGAUACCUUCGUUUAUUCCCAGAAUUUAUACCGGUACCAUCAAAACCAGAAGAGAGCAAAAAUGCUCUAAAGUUUAUUACAGAAUUGCGGGACAUUACAGUUUCAGAUGGAAAACCAGCUAAAUUAUUUUGUACUGUUCUUGGUCCAAAACCGGAAAUCAAAUGGCUUAAAGAUGGAGAAGUUAUGGAGUUUACUAAAACUAUCAAAAAUCAAUCACAUGAUGGCACUGGAAUCGUAACCUUUGCUAAAGUAUCUCCAUUAGAUGCAGGAAUUUACACCGCUGUGGUGAAGAAUAAGGAAAAUGUUAUCACCACUCAUGCUACACUGACAAUUGUUCAAAAACUUGAGGUACGUCUAGGAAUGGGUCCAAGGUUUAUAACUAAUAUUGACCAGCAUUAUGAUUUUCGUGUCGAUGAUUUAAUAUUAGAGACACAUAUUAAAGGUGAUGGACUUCUCAUGAUUCAAUGGUUCUUGGACGGUAUUGCGAUUGAAAACAAUGAUAAAUAUAUACAGAUCAGGGAGCCAAUGGGUGUAUAUAAAUUGUGUAUCCAUAAUCCACAAGCUAGAGAUAACGGAAAUUAUAUGAUCAAAGUUACUAACGACUUUGGGACGGUAGAGCAAAAAUACCAUUUGCGAUUCGAAGGUAAGACAGGGAAGCCUUCAUAUGGAAUAUUUCACGCUGAUCCUAGAAGGCAAUAUGCCGAUGACGAGGUUAUUAAAGAGCCUAGGCAGUAUCGUGAAGUCGUAUUUUUGGAGGAUGGUACAUAUUAUGUUCGAGGUCACACUCCGGAACAAUUUUGGGAAUAUGAAACGGAUACCAGUGCUGAAAGCGAAUAUGAAGAAUAUGUUUCUGACGGUGAGCACAGUGUAGCGACUGAAGAAGAAGAAGAAGAAGAAGAGGAAGAUGAAAAAGAAGCAGCACAAGAAUUAAACGUAGAUUCAAUACCGGUACUGGACCAAGAAGAGAUACAAACAAUGAAAGAAGAACCUGGAAAUGAAGAAACAGAAAAAGACGAAGAUGAGUACGUAGAGCCAGAAAAGCCAGAAGUUAUAAAACGAGGACCAAAAAUUAAAAAGAUGAGGAAGAAGAUCAGCAAGUCAGCUAUAGAAACAGCCCUGCAGCCUGCUGUUCAACCUAAAAUUACAACACAACCUGAAGUACGCCCAAUUGCCGAAGGUCAACCAAAAAUGAGAAUUAGUCAACGAAUUGUCAGUGGUCAACCUCAAGAAGCUCCGGCACCACCUAAACCAAAAAGAAAACCAAUUGAAGUGGAAUUUAUUAGCCGCCUGAGGAAUCAAACCUUACUUAAAGGCAAAACUUUAAGUUUGAACUGCUGUUGUUCAGAUAAUCAGAAAGUGGAAGUAAAUUGGUUCAAAGAUGGUGAAAAAUUUGAGAUGAAUAAGCGAUGCGUAAGCGAUGUUCACUUUGGGUUCAUCACGUUGGAGAUAUACCGAACAACUGUGGAGGAUUCUGGUAUUUAUGAGUGCCACGUAAAAACGGCAAAUGGUGAGGCAAAGGACUCCUGCAAAAUUAUAGUGUUUGAAAUACCUGAUAAGGAAGUUGUUGAAUUAGUGCCUCCAACAUUUAUCCAUCCUUUGAGGGAAUCAUACCACCCGACAACCAAUGAUCUUCACCUGGAAACACGUGUGCGAGGCAAUCCUGUUCCAACUUUAACUUGGUUUUGCGAUGCAAUUAUGAUCCCUCAUAGCACAGACAAAUAUGAAAUCUUCAACCAACACUACUACGAGUUGGGCACAAAAAUUACUAAUGCUACCCUUAUAAUCAACAACCCUCAAAUGAAAGAUAGCGGUAAAUACACCUUGGUAGCAAAGAACGAAGUAGAAAAAGUGGUAGUCACACGUGUAGUGAAAAUAGGUUUACGAUCUGAAACACAUAAGAAAAAGCGAAUGGACGAUGUAGUGAUUCAAAACGAGGCUCCCAGAGUUAACCCAAAACCGCCAACUCCAGAACCAGAACCAGAACCCGAACCAGAACCGGUUUUAGAGGAAGAAGAAAAACAAGAAGCCGAAGAAGUGCCUGAAGAAGAGGAAGACGAAGAAGAAGAAGAUGAAUAAUAUAAUAAUUUCUUUUAAAACCCGGCUAGUCAUUCAUGUAAUAACGUAAACAAACUAUGAAACGUCGCAUCGACGUAAUUCUUAGAUAAUUUGCAAAAAAAAUACUUCUUAUAGCACCAUCAACAAAAAAUACUGUAUUUUGUGUAUAGUGACACCAAUAAAACAAUAAACAAUAUAUUCUGUAACAAUUCCAGUACGCUAUACUGUUUUCAAGCCAUAAAUGUAUUCAAUUGAAGAAAAUGUUCUCCAUGUACUGAUCACAAAUACAGGGCGACAGGCUCAUGGUUCGUCUGAAACAGCGUGACAGAGGACCUCAAACCAUACAAAAAAUACUCUAAUGUUUGUGACCACCAUACCUUUGAACCGCCCUAGUGACACAAUUAAUCCACUAAGCGAACUAGAACAACAUAUUUAAUUUAUCUAGAAGUUUGCGCUAUCUUCUGAGAUGCUCAAAUCUAUUAAAUAAAUCAAUAAAAAAAAAUUAAUCGACGGUGGCCUUAAACCACAUAUUUUUGCCUGUUUGGUACACUGAGGUGAAUCAAAAGGCUAUAAUAUCACUUGAAAAACAUAUUUUAAUCCGAGGCCCCGAAGGCCAAGUAUCAUAUAUUCACGCAGAAAAAAAUAAUUUAAACCUAAUAAUAUUUGACGUAAAUUUAAUAAGAAUUUCAUUUUGUUUUGGCUGCAAAAUGAAAUCAUUAUUAUUUCAACAAUCCAGUAUCUUUGAUUAAAAAACCCAUGGAUUGUUAAAUCAAAAAGAAAAUCUUUUCGAAUUUACAAGAGCUUUUAUGGUUUUGACGUAAGCUGUCAAAUUUGGCAGCUGGGUCAACAAAAAAUAUGUUUGUUUUUAAAAGAGAUUUCUUGUUGAUUCAAUCAUAUUUAUUUUAUUAAGCCUAAAAAUAUACGCAGUAGAAAUAAAAAUAUGUUUAUUGAUUCAAUUUUUAAUAAUUUGCGAUUAUUUUUAUAUUUUGUUUUCUAUUUGUUACCAACAGAAUUACAAUGAAAUUAAAAAAAACUUUCUGAGGCAUAAAAUCUCUCCGGUUCAUGAGUUGAUGGGUCGAUAGGUAGGGUCCAGGUGUGGGAGCGGCCUUCCUGGCGUUGGGAGCAUUGGUACUCAGUACUGAAAAUAAGAUUGACGGAAAAAAUCAAGGAAAAAUAGAAAAACUGUUUAUAUUUUGCAACAGCAGCAUACUUACUUACCUCUAGAGCUGAAUGAAACGAGAAAUUUUUUGUUAUUGUUUACAUUUUUGUCUGGGUUUUCACGAGGGAAUGGUUGGUAGUUAUUUUUGCAUUUAUGGCCCGGGGA
This is a messenger RNA of Ochlerotatus camptorhynchus, 8408 nucleotides long. RefSeq names its product muscle M-line assembly protein unc-89-like. Lineage: Eukaryota; Metazoa; Arthropoda; Insecta; Diptera; Culicidae. Bases 119 to 7105 code for a protein of 2328 amino acids. Gene Ontology annotation, cellular component: plasma membrane. The record is from RefSeq and is a predicted model, not a curated record. Gene Ontology annotation, biological process: homophilic cell-cell adhesion. The transcript is spliced from 8 exons.